Rhodamnia argentea is the source of this 1400-nucleotide messenger RNA. Its product is annotated as probable cinnamyl alcohol dehydrogenase 9. Gene Ontology annotation, molecular function: zinc ion binding; cinnamyl-alcohol dehydrogenase activity. The record is from RefSeq and is a predicted model, not a curated record. Gene Ontology annotation, biological process: lignin biosynthetic process. The coding region runs from base 141 to 1220 and encodes 359 amino acids. Lineage: Eukaryota; Viridiplantae; Streptophyta; Magnoliopsida; Myrtales; Myrtaceae. The transcript is spliced from 5 exons.
UUGGUCCACCGUCUUCAACAUUCUCUCCAUAAAAGCUGCGUCGAAAAAGGGUGCAGAGCCCCGAAGAAGACUCUCGUCGAUUCUUACUCAUCGUUCUCUUAUUUGCUCUUCAUUGCUUCGUUAGAUUCUAGAGGCAAGUCAUGGCGAAAUCACCGGACCAGGAGCAUCCUCACAAGGCCUUCGGGUGGGCUGCCCGAGACAAGUCUGGUCUUCUCUCGCCCUUCCAUUUCUCUCGGAGGGAAAAUGGUGAUGAAGAUGUCACCAUCAAAAUCCUCUUCUGCGGGGUUUGUCAUUCUGACCUUCACAUUGCCAAGAAUGAAUGGGGGUUCACAAAUUACCCCAUUGUCCCUGGGCAUGAAAUUGUUGGAACUGUGAUGAAUGUGGGAAGCAAUGUGAAGAAAUUCAAAGUGGGUGAGCGAGUAGGUGUUGGGGUCCUAGUGGGCUCCUGCAAGAAAUGUGAGAACUGCCAGCAGGAUCUGGAAAACUACUGCCCCCAGCCAAUAUUUACCUAUAAUUCCCAUUACACAGAUGGAACAAAAACUUAUGGGGGUUACUCUGAUACGAUAGUCGUUGAUGAGCGUUAUGUGCUUCGUUUCCCUGACAACUUACCAUCGGAGGGUGGUGCGCCACUAUUAUGUGCUGGAAUCACGGUGUAUAGCCCGAUGAAAUACUAUGGCAUGACAGAGCCUGGGAAGCAUUUGGGUGUGGCUGGACUUGGUGGGCUUGGUCAUGUGGCCGUAAAAAUGGGCAAGGCAUUUGGACUGAAAGUUACUGUUAUUAGUUCCUCUCCCAAAAAGGAAGCUGAGGCGAUUGAAAAACUUGGUGCUGAUUCCUUCCUUUUAACCAGUGACCCUACAAAAAUGAAGGCAGCUUUAGGAACCAUGGACUACAUCAUCGACACAGUUUCUGCUGUACACCCUCUUCUUCCAUUGCUUAGUCUGCUCAAGCUGAAUGGCAAACUUGUUACUGUGGGGUUGCCUGAUAAGCCCCUAGAGCUGCCCAUCUUUCCCUUGGUUCUGGGCCGCAAGCUUGUUGGUGGCAGUGAUGUAGGAGGAAUGAAGGAGACUCAGGAGAUGCUAGACUUUUGUGCGAAACAUGGUAUCACUGCAGACGUUGAGGUGAUCCAGAUGGACUACAUCAAUACAGCUAUGGAAAGGCUUGCGAAGUCUGAUGUGAGGUACAGGUUUGUGAUCGAUGUGGCCAGCUCUUUGUCACAGUAGAGAUAUAUGGCGAUGCAUUCUGGAUAUUUCGUCUGCCAGUUUCAAGGGCAUUUUAUUAGAAUAAAACGAAACUGUCGGUGCGAAGAUUUUGCGCACUUUGGUUCUUGCUGGUUUAUAUUUUCCUUCUGCACACUUCGGCUUUCUUUGCUUCAUUAAAUGUACUAGUUCUGCGUUCUUGUA